Molecule: messenger RNA, 2490 nt
Organism: Sparassis crispa
Lineage: Eukaryota; Fungi; Basidiomycota; Agaricomycetes; Polyporales; Sparassidaceae
Product: Transcription factor prr1
Exons: 7
Coding region: 1-2490 (829 amino acids)
Biological process (GO): regulation of DNA-templated transcription; phosphorelay signal transduction system
Molecular function (GO): DNA-binding transcription factor activity; sequence-specific DNA binding
Source: RefSeq, a predicted model, not a curated record
AUGGAGCAGCCUGGUCAAUAUUCUGCUCAGCGCCAGCUUUUCCCGUCCCAGCAGCUGCCCCCGCCGUCGCAGCUCGGGCUCGCAUCUUUCUCAAGAACAAACACCCUUCCGCCCAUCUCCUCGAAUGCGAGGUACCCUCCCCCGACAUACCCCCAUCCCUCUCUCUCCUCCUCCGCGCCCCAACUCCCAUCCUUCCCGUCCCCCUCGUCCUCCCAGAUCCCCUGGAACACACACCGAACACCUUCCUCUCGCGACGAGCUCUCCCCCUCCCUCAGACAGCCUGAUCCCCGAUCUUCACACCGCAUGGACCGAGAGCCCCAGACAGUCGCGCCCCCGCCCCCGGAGCAGAAUCACGUCAAGCACGAGGGCGAGGACGGCAUGCCCUCGACCAGUGACUUUGUCAAGAAGCUUUACAAAAUGCUCGAAGACACCUCCUUCCACGAUGUCGUAUCCUGGGGUCCACAGGGCGACUGCUUCGUGGUCAAGGACAUGAACGAGUUCACAAAGUCGAUCCUGCCCCGCAUGUUUAAGCAUUCCAACUUCGCCAGCUUCGUGCGGCAGUUGAACAAGUAUGACUUUCACAAGGUCAAAAACACGGAUGAUAAUCAGUUCGGAGAACACAGUUGGACAUUCCGACAUCCUGACUUCCGCGCCGAUCGCCGCGAUGCGCUCGAGAACAUCAAGCGCAAGGUGCCCGCAGCGCGCAAGUCGACCGGCGGCCGAAAUGGCGCGUCACCGAGUCCUACUGCGAGUUCAGCCACCGUCGAGGCGUUGCAAGCGCAAAUAGAGCGCAUGGCAAACGACCAGGACGAGAUGGCGGUACACAUCCGUAACCUCGAGGAGAACUACCAGAACGUUCUCGGAGAGAUGGUCAACUUCCAGAGAAACAUGGCACAACAGGACGGUCUUAUGCAGAACUUAAUACAGUAUUUCUUGCAAUUGGAGAAUGGCAAAGUUAAAGCAGAAGAGCUGUCAAAUCCGGGUCAGCCUGGAUUCACAGAUGGAAAUCCGUUCCUCCCCGCGCAAGAGGCUCAACGCAUGAUGGGCGCUUAUCCGGAUGGAGACAUCGCCAGGGCCUCGCUCGCACAAAUGAACGAGAUCUCGCGUCGCGCAGAAGUCGCAGGGAUGUCCUUCGCGACCACUUCGGGGGGCGCGGCCCCGCGCGGUCCAGGCCGGCCUUCUUCCAGCGCGUCGAGAAUUAUAGCCGCCGCCGCGGGCCUCGUCCCAGGCGGUGCAUCCUCAGAUGGCACUCCCAUCCGCCCCAUGAGCCGUCAAGAUGUACUCGCGCGCAUGGAGGAACUGCAGCGGGCCCGGCCUGCCUCCUCGCAAGGCCAGAUCACGGCCCAGUCCAUGUCGCAGUCCCUCUCCCAACCACAGGCCUCCUCCUCGUCCUCCUCCUUACAGAUGCAGCCCACACCAGGAGGCGAGCAGCAGGACUUCGACGCGGACAGCUUCCUCAUGCCCGGCGGGGACUACGGGCUCUCGCAGGGGAACCUCAGCCACGAGGGCCUGCAGAUCUUUACCGUCGGGCACCUCAUGCCCCGGUCCGCGCUCGACGACGACAACGGGAACUGGUCGUUCGACGGAAACGCGCUCAAUGGCGUCGUUAUGCCCACCCCCCAAGGUAUGGGAGGCGAUCCCGAGCAGGAGGGCGAGAGCGACCAGCAGCCGUUCAUACCUCCGUCCGCGCCCGCAGCGGGCUUCCCCAGCGGCAGCACAGCGGGCCCCAGCAACGCUGUUGCGUCGACAUCAAGACCGGCCAGUGCGCAGACGCUGCGAGUACGUCGCUCGGCGUAUGUCCCUGGGUGGGCCGUCCCGCCUCGUGUGCUCCUCGUGGAUGAUGACGCCGUGAGUCGUCGACUGUCCAGUAAGUUCUUGCAAGUGUUCGGGUGCACGAUCGAUGUUGCGGUUGACGGUGUCGGCGCUGUGAACAAGAUGAACCUCGAGAAAUAUGAUCUCGUGCUCAUGGACAUAGUCAUGCCCAAGUUGGACGGUGUGUCCGCGACGUCGCUGAUCCGCCAGUUCGACCACAUGACGCCGAUCAUCUCGAUGACGAGCAACUCGAAGCCGAAUGAGGUCAUCAAGUACUACUCCUCAGGGAUGAACGACAUCCUCCCCAAGCCGUUCACAAAAGACGGCUUGUUCGACAUGCUCGAGAAACACCUGAUGCACCUCAAGGUGAUCCAGACGAUGUCCAAAGUACCGCGGUCGGUCGGGAUCCCGCCGCUCUCGGACAGCAACUUCGACCAGGCGCUGAGUGUUGCGAGCCCGUUCGCCAUCCCGUCGGGCGAGGACGACGGGAAGAUCAACCCUCUGGCAGGCAUGGGUCUCACGGACGAGCAGUACAGCCUGAUCCUGCAGAACCUCGUCAACGGCGAGUCAUUCAUGGGCAUCGGCCCGCUCGAGGGCGCCGGCGGCGAUAAGCGACCACUGGACGACGCGCCUGACGGCCGGGACGGCAAGCGGAGCCGCUUUGAGGUCGUCGAGUAA